Messenger RNA from Thrips palmi, 1177 nucleotides. It is a transcript of the gene mRpL15, whose product is annotated as 39S ribosomal protein L15, mitochondrial. Gene Ontology annotation, biological process: translation. Bases 229 to 1110 code for a protein of 293 amino acids. Gene Ontology annotation, cellular component: mitochondrial large ribosomal subunit. The transcript has 7 exons. Lineage: Eukaryota; Metazoa; Arthropoda; Insecta; Thysanoptera; Thripidae. The record is from RefSeq and is a predicted model, not a curated record. Gene Ontology annotation, molecular function: structural constituent of ribosome.
AAAAUACUGGGAAGGUUUCGGCCAAAGAAAACAAUUCAGAACAAAAUACAGGUUGUUUAUGCGUUUCUGCUUUUCCCUUUUCACCACCUAGAUGGCGCUCUGAUCGCAUCGUAGUAGCAGAAAGCAGACAGUGCUGUGAAUGCAGGCAUAUUGUUGUCUUCAAAAUCCACAAUCCAUAGAGUCUGACGUGCUUUAGUUUUGUUAGGGCUGACCAGUCAAAGCUUCAUCAUGGCUUCGAGAGGUUAUGAAAAGGCCCUAACUAUGCUCAGAACCUUGCCCCGUGUAGGGAUUUACAACAUCGCCGCCAAUCCUGGCCACGUGAAAAAGAGCAAACGAGGCAGAGCCCAGCACGGAGGUGACAAGCAUGGUGCAGGAAACAAAGGCUCUCUGGCUCGUCAGAAUUACAUGCGAAUGGGUUAUGAAACAGGGAACAAUCCGUACUACCUUAGAUUCCCGGCAGAACCAUAUUACGUUGGGCACCAUUUGAGGAGACAAUACCCUCCAUUGUCACUGGCUAAACUUCAGUUGAUGAUUGAUACUGAUUGUCUUGACACCAGCAAACCAAUUGAUUUGGUUCAAAUUUGCAACACAGGAUAUUAUGAAAUCAAGCCCCAAUCAAAACAUUACGGUGUUCAGCUGACUGAUGAGGGUUUGGACAAUUUCAAGGCCAAAAUUAAUAUAGAAGUUCAAUGGACAACUGAACCUGUCAUAGCAGCAAUCGAGAAGAAUGGUGGUACCAUAACAACAGCAUUUUAUGACCCACAUUCUCUUUUUGCUCUUACCAAUGUAAAAAAGUUUUUGGAAAGUGGAGAACCAAUACCCAAACGAAUGAUUCCUCCUGAAGAUGCCAUUGAAUACUAUACCAACCCCAAAAAUAGGGGAUACUUAGCAGAUCCUGAGAAGAUUUCUUAUGAACGUUUGGUGUUGGCUCAGAAGUAUGGCUACACAUUACCUAAAAUUGAAGAAGAUCCAGAUUAUAAAAUGUUGACAGAACGAAAGGACCCACGCCAGAUUUUCUUUGGUCUAGAGCCUGGAUGGAUUGUCAAUCUAGUGGAUAGAAUCAUCCUUAAACCAACAGACCCAGAACUCAAAGAGUACUAUAGAACUUAAACUUCAACCAAACCGUGUAAUUUUCUGUUAUGUAUUUUCUAAAAUAUAAUUAAUUGUAGCAAAUAUA